AUGUGCUUCUUGCGCUACCUGCCCGUUACCUCCGCAGCUGAGACGCUAAAGUCCGCCAUCGCCGGUGGGCACCUGGGUGGUGACGAUGACUCGGGCGCCAUCUGCGGUUUUGGCUUAGACUCGUCCGGCAUUAGCUUUCGCCCCGAGCUGUUCACUCAUAUGUACCUCGAGGGCGAGAAACGCGGAGUUCCACGAACCGCGCACGGCGAUGAGGAAGGCGACCCAACAUAUAUUUCUGGUGCAUUAGACUCCCUACACGCCGAGCACGGAGUCCGCUUGGAGACGAGGAGCUGCUUCGCCGUUUAA
Colletotrichum siamense is the source of this 306-nucleotide messenger RNA. It is a transcript of the gene aah1-0, whose product is annotated as Adenine deaminase. Gene Ontology annotation, molecular function: adenine deaminase activity. Bases 1 to 306 code for a protein of 101 amino acids. The record is from RefSeq and is a predicted model, not a curated record. Gene Ontology annotation, cellular component: nucleus; cytosol. The transcript has a single exon. Lineage: Eukaryota; Fungi; Ascomycota; Sordariomycetes; Glomerellales; Glomerellaceae. Gene Ontology annotation, biological process: hypoxanthine salvage; adenine catabolic process.